Molecule: messenger RNA, 4843 nt
Organism: Megalops cyprinoides (Indo-Pacific tarpon)
Lineage: Eukaryota; Metazoa; Chordata; Actinopteri; Elopiformes; Megalopidae
Product: connector enhancer of kinase suppressor of ras 2-like
Exons: 22
Coding region: 595-3471 (958 amino acids)
Biological process (GO): regulation of signal transduction
Cellular component (GO): membrane; cytoplasm
Molecular function (GO): protein binding
Source: RefSeq, a predicted model, not a curated record
CUGAUGGAAGAGAGAGUGGGUAGAGUCAGAAGAGAGGGAGAAAAUAGAGUGAGGGCGCGUGAGGGACAGGGGGCUGAGCGAGAGAACGAGCCAUGUGAGCGAACGGUUGGCAAGCGGUGACAGACUGGCAACGACACUACAGGACAAGCAUGUCGGAGGAGGAAGGGUGUGCAACACGAAACAAACAUAUGCAAAAAUCAAUAGAUAGGUUCAGUUUAGUUUGGCCUCUGAGGACAUUGCAAAUGAGAUUUAAAUACAAACAAGACUAGACAACGGGAUAUAAAAGAGGGGGCGAAAAGCCUUGAACGACAAAUAAAAGAGCUACCGAGGCGCACAUAACAGCCAAAUACGAAGGAAUGCGAGAAAUCUAGGGGAGACCGAUUAGGCCAGCCAAAGCAAUACAUUGUGUCUCAUUUCCUUCACUGCACAUAUACCGCUGAUCCGCUGUGAAGGAUAGUCCUGCAUCCAGCUGGCGGGAGAAAAAAACUAUUUUAAAAGAAGACUUCUGAAGUUCUAAAUCAUAAUAGUAGGUUUGGCGGUGUUUUAAUACCCUUCUCCAACCUUUCUGCCCGGCGAAAACACCACCAACUUCCAAUGGCUUUAGUAAUGGAACCAGUGAGUAAAUGGACUCCGAGCCAAGUGAUGAACUGGAUGAAAGGGCUGGAUGACUGUCUGCUGCAGUACAUCCAGAACUUUGAGCGGGAGAAAGUGACUGGGGAUCAGCUGUUGAGGAUCACCCAUCAGGAGCUGGAGGACCUGGGCGUGUCCCGCAUUGGACACCAGGAGCUCAUUCUGGAGGCAGUGGACCUGCUGUGUGCUCUGAAUUAUGGCUUAGAGACGGAGAACCUGAAGACUCUGUCUCACAGGCUCAACGCUUCGGCCAAGAACCUACAGAACUUCAUUACAGGACGCCGGCGGAGCGGUCAUUACGAGGGUCGGACCUCGCGCAAGCUGCCCAAUGACUUCCUGACGUCUGUGGUGGACCUCAUUGGUGCCGCAAAAAGCCUCCUGGCAUGGCUAGAUAGGUCUCCGUUUGCAGCAGUGGCAGACUACUCUGUGACCAGAAACAAUGUGAUCCAGCUGUGUCUUGAGCUCACCACUAUUGUGCAGCAGGAUUGCACUGUGUAUGAAACAGAAAAUAAGAUUCUGCAUGUGUGCAAGACACUGUCUGGAGUGUGUGACCACAUCAUCUCCCUGUCCUCUGACCCACUGGUGUCCCAGUCUGCACACUUAGAGGUGGUGCAGCUGACCAACAUCAAGCCCACCGAAGGACUGGGCAUGUACAUCAAAUCGACAUACGAUGGACUGCACGUUAUCACCGGCACUACAGAAGGAUCCCCGGCCGACCGCUGUAAGAAGAUUCAUGCAGGGGAUGAGGUCAUCCAAGUCAACCACCAAACUGUGGUGGGCUGGCAGCUGAAAAACCUGGUGAACUCUUUGCGUGGAGACCCCAGUGGUGUAACGUUAACUGUGAAGAAACGCCCUCAGAGCACAUUAACCUCCGCCCCAGCCUUGUUGAAGAACAUGAGGUGGAAGCCCCUCGCCCUGCAGCCAAUCAUCCCACAGAGCCCAACUAGCAGCGUGGCCACACCCUCCAGCACCUUCAGCACCCCUACCAGGCGGGAGAACUCUGCCCUGCAUGACCUUUUCAUCCCCCCUCCCCCAUCAGAACCCUACACUCCCAGGGAUGAAAAGGGAAACCUGCCUGGAGAUGAAAUGUUGCAUCACCAUGGAGGUGUCCCUGUUACUAAGGGCUCCGAGUCUCCCAACUCCUUUUUGGACCAGGAGUGCCGAAAACAGUUCACCCUCGUGGACGAGGACGCAGUGCUGUACUGCUAUGAGUAUGACAAGAGCCAGAGUCCACAAAGAGAUGGCAACCCCACAUAUGGAAGGCUGAGGCCGAUCUCUAUGCCUGUUGAGUACAGUUGGGUGGGAGACUAUGAGGAGACUGCCAAGCUUAGGAGAGAGAGCAGGAGAGACAACUCCCUCCUUCGCUACGCGAGCGAAGACAAGGGGCCCCCAGAAGAGCACCCGACUGGACGCAGUAGCAGGCGGUCCAAGAGGAAGGGCGACAGGGGAGGCAGCCCUGGCCACUACGCCCUGCUGCCCUCCCUUCAGAUGGAGAUGCUGAGACAGGAGUCCUCCUCGACACCCAGCUCCGACUCCUCCUCUCUCUACCACACCUUUCAGCGGUCCUCACUGCUGUCCCGGUCCAAGAAGAACAAAGGGCCCCUGCCCUCCAGCAGUAAGCGCAGGAUCUCCUGCAAGGACCUGGGGCAAGGCGACUGUGAGGGUUGGUUGUGGAAGAAGAGGGAUGCUAGGAGCUACUUCUCUCAGAAGUGGAAGAAGUACUGGUUUGUUCUGAAGGACGCCUGCCUUUACUGGUAUAUUAAUGAGGAGGAUGAGAAGGCUGAGGGCUUCGUCAGCCUCCCAGAGUUCAACAUCGAUCGGGCCAGUGAGUGCCGCAAGAAGUAUGCUUUCAAGGCCUGCCAUCCCAAGAUCAAGAGUUUCUACUUUGCUGCAGAUGGCAUGGAUGACAUGAACAGGUGGCUGAGUCGUCUCAGCAUGGCAGCGGGUGGCUAUGCAGAGCGAGAGCGGGUCAGGCAGGAUCAAGAAUACUGGAGCGAGAGCGACCACGAGGACAACGACACACCCUCUACACCCAAACAAGACAGCCCCCCGCCCCCUUACGACACCUACCCCCACUCCCCCUUGAUGAGCACCGAUAGCCCCUACCUGGAGCCCAAACAUGGCCGCCCCUCCUCUACGGAAACGUACCAGUCCCAUUCGUCCCACGAAGAGUUCCGCUCUCAGCCUCCAGGGGGCAGCGGCAGCUGCAGUGGCUCCCCGGGACGCAACUCGAACAGCCAGCGCCGCUCGUGGCAGGACCUGAUUGAGACCCCGUUGACCAGCUCGGGGCUGCACUACCUGCAGACGCUGCCCCUGCAGGACCCCAGGUUCUUUGAGGUGGGCGGCGGGGUGUCCGCGGAGUGCCGGCGCCAGUCCACCCUCCCGGCGCAGCGCAGCUUGCUGCAGGACCGCUACGGCCCUCUCCUUGUGGCACAGGGGGAGAGAGUGCGGGAGCUGGUGGGGACCGGCGAAAAACCGCGCAGCUUCACCCUGCCUCGUGACGGGGGCCUUCAUGCCCUGCUCGCCCCAUCUGCCAGCACUGCCACAAAUCAGAACCCGCACAGGUACCAGCUGGGACAGAGCCAUGACAGGGACAGAGGCAUUGAGCGAGAAGACAGGCAGCACGCAGACUCCCUACAGGACCUGUACCGGGCGCUGGAACGGGUGAGCCUGUCACCCGUGGGCGAGCGCAGGCUCUCUACCAAACUGGAGUACAAGCGUUCCUUCACGCGACGCUGCAACAACGCACAGCUCAAUGACAAGCUUCACCGCCUGCAAAUCCUGCAGAGCGCGCUCAAGGACGUACAGCUCUCUGACACAAAGCCACCAUCAAGAUACUGAGAUUAGCCUGUGGGAAAUAUCAGAGGAACAUGGCUUCAGAAGAGUGAACCCACACUGCCGGUUCUUCAUCAUUCUGCCCCAGAGGGAGAAGUCUUGAUGGAAAAACACAGAGAGACAUGCUGAUACUGUGCUGUCGGUACCUGGACUAAAAGCCCAUCUGCCCUGCACAGAGGCAUUGUGCUCUGAGACUUCCCCAUCUCACAAACACACAAUCAUUGACAUGGCAGUGAGGAUGGAUCUAGUUUCAUAACAGAAUAAGAUCCUCUGUACUGUGUGUGAAUACUGCAUGUCCCCAUGCCUGGCAGGUCUCUCACCUGACUGAAUGAAACACGCCUGCUCUUUGGUCUUUGUAGCUCACACUCAUAAAGACAGCCGAUAAAAAGUGCUUUGGUACAAUUAUAUGGAGGCCACUUCUUGCCUGAGAUCACCUGAUACACUAACCCCUUGAUCAGAUUGCCAGUAUGACACCUGAACAAUAAACUGCCCACAAGAUUCCACCUCAGCUCUUUUUCAGUGCAUGUCUGACCCCUACAGUGCCUUCAGAAAAUACCACUGAAAACAUGUCUUUCCUUUUUAAACAAGUGUUUCGGAGAUCAUAGAUCUGAUGAGUCUUACGUGGAGACCCAACAUGUUAUAUUGGAUCACUCCAGAAAACCAUUUGUAUGGUUACAAGAACCCACAAAGCUUCCUAGUUCAUGUUUUAAACCAUUCAUAAAGCACUGACCUUUCCAAUCAGGAGAAAUACACAGAGGUGAAUUAUGGACCAUACGGUGUGAAGGUCAUCACUUACUGCAGAAGAGGCAAGCGAUGUUGCACCAAGUUCAACCAAUGAGAGACCCAAGAACUUUCCCAUUCCCUUGGUGGUGCUGCGGUGACUGUGAAAGGGUCAAAGAGAGACUUUGCCCGAUUUAACUCCACAGUCCAUCUGAACGGACCCUUGCUCAAUCUCAGUCUCCCAGUGCAGUCUGAUGAAUGCAAACCUCUUCUCUUUCAAGAGCAGUACAUCAGGAAAGACCCCAUCACUUUGACCUGCUAUCAAUGUGCACACAACAUUUUUCAUUCCAAACAUAAAGUUAUGAUGUGACAAGCUUUCAGGGGCCUCUAAUGGACAAUGUAUGAUGACACUUCCAAAGCCUUUAUUACCUUGGCAAUUGACAACUAGCAGUGUACAAGUUGACACUGUUGCAGGUUAUCAGAGUUAAGAAAGCAAUUCUGCCAUCUGUCUCUAUGUUCCUCUUUGUGAGAAUAAUUCUGAAGAGGGGGCCUUGUGGCAUCAGACAUUGGAAUCACUUAAUCUACUUAUGAAUAUUUACACUGCAAUUAAAUAUGUAUAGUGCAGUAUAUGUGUAUACAGUCCUUUUGUUAAUACAGA